AUGACGCCGCCAAUCAAGGACGAUCAUAUGGCUGGUGGCAUAAACAAAAAACUACGGGCCCGCGAUGCAGGAGACUCUUGUGUCAAUAACUGUAAGCUGAGAGCUCCGAUUCUUGACGCGUCCAGUGUCACUACCACAGUCCAUCAAUCGGAACAACUGGUACACACGACCAAAAAGCUAAUCGCACGAGUGGAUCAAUCGUAA
Molecule: messenger RNA, 204 nt
Organism: Opisthorchis viverrini
Lineage: Eukaryota; Metazoa; Platyhelminthes; Trematoda; Opisthorchiida; Opisthorchiidae
Exons: 2
Coding region: 1-204 (67 amino acids)
Source: RefSeq, a predicted model, not a curated record